GUGGAGUAGCUUGGAGCCCUGCUCUGCACUGGGCUUGGUCAGGAACCUGGUAACAGGGUGGGGCAAGUCUUGUGAUUUGCUUUCACUUUCGCUUGGAGUCAGAGUAUCUGGUAGCCCCGGAGCAGACACAGAAGCCCCUGCUGCAGCGUGUGCCCCGUGUCCUUGGAGCAGACCACACGGUGAGACCCGAUGAGCUCACGCCAGGACGAGCCUGUGCCGCAGGAGCCGCACAAGGAAGCCGGGAGCCCUGCGUGCCCUGCCCAGCGGGUGGGCGCUGCUGGCACCGCCCACGACCCACAGAGCCGGAGCCGUCAUGUCACCGAGGUGGCGCAGCGAGUCCUGCUGCCGCUGAGCCUGUCCCUGCAGCAGCUGAGCAAUGUGCAGCAGCACAUGCUGGCAGCCAUGGAGGCCGGGCUGAGGCUCCGGAAAGGUGCCCACCCUGUGCCUAUGCUGCCCACUUUCGUGCGCUCCACGCCUGACGGCACUGAACGAGGCAGCUUCCUGGUGCUGGAGCUGCGUGAGUGUGACCUGCGGGUCCUGUGGGCAGAGCUGGCCGGGCGCCAGGAAACACAACUGAAGGAUCGGAUCUUCACUGUGCCACAGGACCUCCGCGAGGGCAAAGGGGAGAAGCUCUUUGACUUCAUGGCGAAGAGCCUGUGCCAGUUCCUGGACGAUCUCCACAUCCCAGCCACGAGCCACCAGCUGGGUGUCUGCUUCCCCUUCCCUUGCCUCAAGACAGGGCUGGAGAUGAGCGAGCUGCAGUCCUGGUCCAAGGGCUACAGCUGUAGCGGCGUGGUGGGCAGAGAUGUGGGGCAGCUGCUGCAAGCGGCCAUCCGGAAGCAGACGCGCCAUGACAUCAACGUCAUGGUCGUGGUGAACGACACCGUGGCCACCAUGAUGGGCUGCAGCUUGGGGACGAAACCCUGCGAGGUCGGCCUCGUCAUAGGUGCCGGCACCAACAGCUGCUUCAUGGAGGAGGCGCGGUACGUGGAGAGCCUGGACGACAACGAGGGGCGGAUGUGCGUGGACACGGAGUGGGGCACCUUUGGGGACACCGGGGCCAUGGCCGACAUCCUGACCACGUACGAUGAACAAGUGGACGCAAGGAGCCUGAACAAGGGGGAGCACAGGUUUGAGAAGAUGAUCAGCAGCCUGUACCUGGGCGAGAUCGCCCGGCUCCUGCUGGUGCAGCUGGCCCAAGACAAGGCUCUGCACGCCGGCGGCACCACCCCGCAGCUGCGCACCCAGGGCACGGUGACAGCUCUGGAAGUCCUCAACAUCUCGGAGGACCAGGGCGGGCUGGCCGCAGCCCAGUGCCUGCUGCAGAAGCUGGGGCUGCAGCCGAGUGACCUGGACUGCUUCACUGUGCAGCAGGUGUGCCUGGCCGUGGUCACGCGUGCCGCCUGCCUCUGUGCCACCGGCCUGGCCGCCAUCCUCACCCACAUGCGCAAGAACCGGGAGCUGCCACAGCUGGACGUCUGCGUGGGCGUGGAUGGGGACAUCUUCCAGGGACGCAAGUUCCGCCAGACGCUGGUGGAGAUGACCAAGAAGCUGGCCCCCGAGUGCACGGCCACCCUGGUGUCGGCAGUGGAGAACAGCUGUGGCUGGGGGGUGGCCCUGGUAACCGCAGUGGCCGUGCGCCUGGAGUCCCAGCGUCGCGAGGUCGACCAGCUCCUGCAACCGCUGCACCUCGCACCCGACGCCCUGCGGCAGGUCCAGGCCCUGCUGCAGCAUGAGAUGGAGCGGGGGCUGCGGCAGGAGACGCACGCCCAGGCCUCCGCCCUGUGCUGACCCAUGACCCUUGCAGAGCGCGGCGACUUCCUGGCGCUGGACCUGGGCGGCACCAACUUCCGGGUGCUGCUGGUGCAGCUGCGCAGCAGGGAGGCCGGCGGCAUCUGCAUGGUCAGCGAGAUCUACUCCAUCCCGCCCAAGGUGGCCCAGGGCCCCGGCUCCCAGCUCUUUGACCACAUCGUGGAGUGCAUCAUGGACUUCCAGACCAAGCAGGGUCUGCAGGGCCGGACCCUGCCCCUCGGCUUCACCUUCUCCUUCCCCUGCCAGCAAAAGAGCCUGGACCAGGGCAUCCUGCUGAACUGGACAAAAGGCUUCACGGCCUCGGGCUGCGAGGGCAAGGACGUGGUGGAGCUGCUGCGAGAGGCCGUGCGGCGCAAAAACCAAUUUGAUCUGGAUGUGGUUGCCAUAGUGAAUGACACCGUGGGAACCAUGAUGUCGUGUGGCUACGAUGACCCCAACUGCGAGGUCGGCCUCAUCGUGGGCACAGGGACCAACGCCUGCUACAUGGAGGAGCUGCGCAACGUGGAGGCGGUGCCGGGGGCCGAGGGCCGCAUGUGCAUCAACAUGGAGUGGGGGGCGUUCGGCGACAACGGCUGCCUGGACGAGUUCUUCACGCGCUUUGAUGGCCAAGUGGACCGGGCGUCUCUCAACCCUGGGCAGCAACGGUUUGAGAAGCUGAUCAGUGGCAUGUACUUGGGCGAGAUCGUGCGGAUGGUGCUGGUGGAGCUCGUGGAGAAGGAGCUGCUCUUCCAGGGCCGGCCGUGCCCAGCGCUGCAGACCCCGGGCAUCUUCCCCACCAAGUUCCUGUCCACCAUUGAGAGUGACGGGCUGGCCCUGCGGCAGGCGAGCGCCGUGCUGCAGAACUUGGGGCUGGCGGCGAGCGUGGAGGACGCGCUGCUGGUGCGGAAGGUGUGCCAGGUCGUGUCCCUGCGUGCCGGCCAGCUCUGUGGAGCCGCCCUGGCCGCCGUGGCGGAGAAGAUCCGGGACAACCGUGGCCUGGCCCAGCUGGCCGUGACCGUGGGAGUGGACGGGACCCUCUACAAGCUGCACCCCCACUUCUCGCAGCACGUGCAGCAGACGGUGAAGGAGCUGGCACCGCACUGCACCGUCACCUUCCUGCAGUCGGAAGACGGGUCCGGGAAGGGCGCCGCGCUCGUCGCUGCUGUCGCCUGUCGCAUUGCCCAGAGCCGCACAGCACCAGCAACUGGCCAGUAGCCCCCGGGCACCCGGUGUGGGCCCGGCCGCCAGGACUGGGCAGCGAGACAGUGGGCGCGUGGAAGGCUCUGGGACGCCCCCCCAUGGGCCACCAAUAAAUUCAAAGCCUCCUGCUGAGAGAGGCUCCAGGACCCGGUCCCUGCCAGCGCCGGGCGCUUCUGUGGGGCAGUGCAGCUCCAUCUCCCCCCCAAGGGACCCAGGCAAGGCUGGCACGCCGAGAUAGCAAUAUAUAUCCAAUUUAUUUACAGUCCUGUCCGGCAGCGCCCCAGCCCGCCCCUGCCCCUCCCUGCAGCGCUAUGUACAUAAGGCCAAGUGUAAAUACUUGAAUGCACUUGAAUACAGAAUUAAAAAACGGUCUUUACACGACA
Molecule: messenger RNA, 3374 nt
Organism: Gavialis gangeticus (Gharial)
Lineage: Eukaryota; Metazoa; Chordata; Crocodylia; Gavialidae
Gene: HK3
Product: hexokinase 3
Exons: 19
Biological process (GO): glucose 6-phosphate metabolic process; glycolytic process; intracellular glucose homeostasis
Cellular component (GO): mitochondrion; cytosol
Molecular function (GO): ATP binding; fructokinase activity; glucokinase activity
Source: RefSeq, a predicted model, not a curated record